AUGGCAUCUGCUUCGAUAGAAUUACCAGCUUCUAUAGAAACUUCAUCUAAUUUAAUGGAAUUGGCAACUACGUCUAAAGAUAUGCCAUCAUUUUCGGAAGAAUCUCUAGUCUCAGAAGUCCCAAAAGAAGGCACUUUUGUUUUAGCGAAAUUUAGUUCCACGCGGGGCAAAAAGACUUACAAAUACGUAUGUCGUGUACAAGAAGUCUCAGAUACCAAAAUUGUAGUUACAGGGCUCAAGUCAUACAAACGAAAGAACACGUUUCGAAUAAUCGAAGAUGAUAUCUCAAUUAUUGAUUUCGAAGACAUAGUUACUUAUCUUCCACAACCAGAGAACUUAGAUGCAGAAUUGUUUAAGUUUCUAUACAAUAUUGAUGUGUACGAAGUACAAUUUUUGUCUUUUUUGUAUAAAUAA
Molecule: messenger RNA, 414 nt
Organism: Parnassius apollo (apollo)
Lineage: Eukaryota; Metazoa; Arthropoda; Insecta; Lepidoptera; Papilionidae
Source: the annotation of a GenBank genome assembly